AUGUGUUUCCAAACGGGACAAACGUUAUGUCAUUCAUCUUUACGUAUCAUGGCAUCGGCGACAGAUCCCUAUUUUGGGGAAAAGGUUAAUCGUUUCAUGGCACAUUUGAAAGAUCUUACGGUUACGUAUAUUAUGAACACAACAGCAGAAAACUUACCGUAUGUUUUGAUAUGUUUUUCAGAGUCGAAUGGUGCUGCACAAGUGAUUGAUGCCUUGUCCACUUGUGGCUCAUGCUGGAUGGCAGUUGAGGUGGUUCAUCCAAGCCAUGUGCGAUAA
Didymodactylos carnosus is the source of this 276-nucleotide messenger RNA. The record is from the annotation of a GenBank genome assembly. NCBI's taxonomy places the organism in Eukaryota, Metazoa, Rotifera, Eurotatoria, Philodinida, Philodinidae.